Molecule: messenger RNA, 672 nt
Organism: Symbiodinium sp. CCMP2456
Lineage: Eukaryota; Dinophyceae; Suessiales; Symbiodiniaceae
Source: the annotation of a GenBank genome assembly
AUGCCAUGGAGCAUGCUGGCGGAGAAGCUGUGCGCAUCGCAGGAAAGCAGUGAGUCGCAGACAGCUGUAGCAGAGGCUCUGGCGAAUGACUCAGGGAGCAGUGAUGGUGAGGAUGCAGUGGAGCCGCCUCGCGAGAUUUGGUGGGCAUCACUGCUGAAGCAGCACACUGAAGCUCUGGGCUUCAGUGUGCCUGAAAGGUUAGAGCCGCUGCGGCUCCUGUCGGCGUGCAGUGGGUCAUGUGCGGAAGCUGUUGCCUUCAAGGAGCUCGGGAUCCCUUUUGUUUGCGUUGGCACCAGCGAGAUCAACGAGGACUUCAGGAAAUUCCAGCUCGCAAACACUCCUCAGAUUCAGCACCAGCACAUGUCUUUGGGGGACCAACUCGAGGGGAAGAGCUGUGCCCUGCACCCUCAGUCGCAGUGCUGCUGUGUGGCGCCGUCUCCGGAAUGCCUUGUGCUUGGUGCUCCUUGCAAUCCUUUUUCGGUGAUGCGAGCCAAAAGAUUUCACGAGAACUCCGUCAUGCAGCAUCGCCAAACAGGGUUGUCAUUUGAUGGAGCCCUGGACCUGCUGAAGAAGUUUCGUCCUGUGACCAUGAUCGUGGAGACGACCGACGGCUUUCUGGCGCCUUUUGACAAGACCACCCAGGACUCCCCGUACAAAAUGCUGCUCGGAUAA